UCCGAGGCGUGACGGAAGUUGCCGAACGUGGGCCGAGCGCCGCCCGAGGGUUGCCGAGCGGCUUCCCCGAGCGCCGCCGGAAGUUGCCGAGCGGGCCUCGGGGGUGCCGUGGGGGGGAGGCCGCGGUGCGCAGCGGGGCUGUCCCAGCCAUGAUCGAGGUGGUGGCCAAGCUGGGCCGCGGGCCCGUGUUCCUGGCCGGGGAGAUGCUGGAGUGCGUGAUCACUUUCACCAACCCUCUGUCGGCGGCCUCCACCUCUGCCAGCAGCGAGAUGCUGGCGUGGGCCAGCGCCCAGAUCCACUGCCAGUUUCAUGCCAGCGAGAACCGGGUGGCGCUGCCCCCCUCCGACGGCAGCAAGCACGACGUGCAGGCAGAGAACGAGACAGUCUUCGUCCCCAACAGAGGAGAGCGGGGUCAGUGCAUCCUGUCCACCCCACCGAAGAUCCUUUUCUGUGACCUGCGGCUGGAUCCUGGGGAGUCAAAGUCCUACUCGUAUUGUGAGACGCUGCCCAUAGACGGCCCUCCCUCCUUCCGGGGACAGUCGGUGAAGUACGUGUACAAGCUGACCAUCGGCUGCCAGCGCGUCAACUCCCCGAUCAAGCUCCUCCGCGUGCCCUUCCGCGUCCUCGUGCUGCACGGUAAGGCCACACGCUGCCCUGCCCUCGGGCACGGUCUGCCGCCCGCCCCGCUGACUCUCGCCUUCUCCCCAGGCCUCAAGGAUUACCAGUGCCCGCAGGAUGAGGCCGUCGCGCCCUCAAACCCCUUCCUGGAGGAGGAGGAGGGCUUGAAGAAGGACUCUCGCCUGGCGGACCUGGCGACGGACCUGCUCAUGGCAGCCACCUCCCGACGCAGCCUGCACCUGUACAAUAUCAGCAGCAGCCGCGGGAAGGUGGGGACCUUCUGCAUCUUCAAGACCGUGUAUAAGAUUGGAGAGGAUGUCAUCGGGACCUUUAACUUCUCAGAAGGAGACAUCCCGUGUCUGCAGUUCUCGGUGAGCCUGCAGACAGAAGAGAGCAUCCAGGAGGAGUUCCAGCGCCGGCGGGGGCAGCCCGUCUCCUUCAGCACGCACGCCCGCCAUCAGGAGGCCUGCCUGCACACAGCCCAGAGCAGCUUCAGCCUGCCCAUCCCGCUGAGCUCGACCCCGGGAUUCACCACCAACAUCGCGUCCCUGAAGUGGAGGCUGCACUUCGAGUUUGUGACCUCUGGGGAGUCAGCGGGGACCUGCCUCGUCCGUGGGAGCCAGCCAGAGGCCGUCACCUGGACCGGGGUGGAGCAGAUUGAGGUGGACACUUUCAGCUGGGACUUGCCCAUCAAAGUCCUUCCCACCAACCCCAUCCUGGCCUCCUACGUGUCGCAGUUCUCCAGCACCAACUCCAUCACCAUCUGAAGUGGGGAGAGACGGUAGGGCCCUGCCGUGCCGGCUGGGAACGGCGGGCAGGACCACGACCAGCAUGCUGGGGGUGUGCACCCCGAUAUUCCCCCGGGGUUCUCCUGCGAUGACAGGGUGGGCAGCGGGCAGCUCUGUCCUGCCCGGGGUGAAGGAGCACUGCGCUCGCUGCCGUGCCCUGUGCCUUCAGCUGGGGGCCAGACCCUUUGUGCAGGAUGAGGGCGCGGGUCGCAGCGCUCACCGAAACGGGAUCUGCCUCCCCCGGGGAGCGGCCCCGCCUGUGCCUUGCCCCCUGAGGGGCUUCCAGGAGAAAAGGGCCCAGCCCAGGGAGCGAAACCUUGCGUGAAGGUCCUUGCAGGGCAGCCUCGUGCUGCUGGCUCCUGCUGGGCUCCUGGAUGUGGCCGAGUGCUCCGUGUGGAGCCAGGCAGCAGCACCGCAGCAGUGACACAGAACUGAGAGGUGCUGAGCGCCUGGGCCGUCCUCUCCCUCCGCUCCUGAGCCCGAAGGCAUCCUGCUGGUCUCGGGAUCCUCGGGGGGCUGGAGUGAAUGCAUGCUGCGUGUGCAGGAGCUGGGGUGGAGGUCUCCCUGCUCAACGGCCAGCCCCGCGUUUCUACCAAACCUUCCAAAGAGUUUUCCUCUUUGCAUGGAAACCUAAUAAACACCUGAACGUGCAAAACA
Molecule: messenger RNA, 2063 nt
Organism: Cygnus atratus (black swan)
Lineage: Eukaryota; Metazoa; Chordata; Aves; Anseriformes; Anatidae
Gene: RGP1
Product: RGP1 homolog, RAB6A GEF complex partner 1
Exons: 8
Coding region: 150-1385 (411 amino acids)
Biological process (GO): retrograde transport, endosome to Golgi
Cellular component (GO): Golgi membrane; Ric1-Rgp1 guanyl-nucleotide exchange factor complex
Source: RefSeq, a predicted model, not a curated record